CCCGGUAACACCAAGGGGAAAGGCAUGUUUGCUGUAAUUGCGGGUCACUAGCAACUGGUGGCGCUGCGUCCAUUUUAUAAUUUGCAGGAAUAUGGCUGGCCAGGAAGACCCGGUCCAGCGAGAGAUUCACCAGGAUUGGGCGAAUCGGGAAUAUAUCGAAGUCAUAACUAGCAGCAUUAAGAAGAUUGCUGAUUUCCUCAAUUCGUUCGAUAUGUCUUGCCGGUCCAGGUUGGCGACCCUAAAUGAAAAGCUAACUGCACUGGAGAGGAGGAUCGAGUACAUUGAGGCACGGGUAACAAAAGGAGAGACCUUGACUUAAGUCUUAAGAACACCCAGAGGCCUGAAAAACCAACCCGUGAUUCUGUGUCUGAAAUGCAAUCUGAAGUCACACUUUCCUGCAUUUGUUUCACAUAUAUGCUUCUACGUCUUUGCACUAACUUGCUUGCAGGGUUAAUCACCGUAUCUUUUCAAUCUCAAAGUGGCUACUUUUGUCAUCUUUUAGCCACAGUCACACACAUUUAAAAAGUCCUCAUUUCUCAGAAACAUUUUUUCAUUGCAACAAAGUUUGUGAGACAAAACUGUCAACGAUGAACAAUUCUAGCUGAAGGGGUGACUCUAAUAUGGCACCCUUCAUGGCAGUCAGUUAAUUCUUUUUUCCUCUAAUGGAUGUUGUUUUUAGAAUUUAUUUUUUGGUAGGAAUGUCCCUUAUAUACAAAAAUACCACCAGGAAUUGUUGGUGAUUGCUAUAAUACCUACAGAGCAUCUGCUUGCAGACCUGGACAAACAAUCCUGUGGUGGA
This is a messenger RNA of Polypterus senegalus (gray bichir), 799 nucleotides long. RefSeq names its product BRICK1 subunit of SCAR/WAVE actin nucleating complex (gene brk1). Gene Ontology annotation, molecular function: protein-containing complex binding. The transcript is spliced from 3 exons. The record is from RefSeq and is a predicted model, not a curated record. NCBI's taxonomy places the organism in Eukaryota, Metazoa, Chordata, Cladistia, Polypteriformes, Polypteridae. Gene Ontology annotation, biological process: cell motility; regulation of actin polymerization or depolymerization; actin filament organization. Bases 92 to 319 code for a protein of 75 amino acids. Gene Ontology annotation, cellular component: SCAR complex.